AUGGGGCUGGACGACAACGCCUGGUGCGCAUAUCACAGGUGUAGAGGUCACUCCACGGAGAAAUGCUUCCGCUUAAGAGAUUUAAUCGAAGAACUAAUCAAAAGCGGACACCUUCGCAAAUUUAUUGACGACGCCGCCCAAGGGCGAGUUGUCGUGCCAAAAGCUCCCCGGCAGGAGCCACGAGACCCUCCUGGGCCAAACAGAGAGCCUCCCAAGGGGAGGAUCUCCGUAAAUACAAUAGCGGGGGGAUUCUCAGGCGGGGGCGAAUCAAGCUCAGCAAGGAAAAGGUAUGUACGCCGAGCCAUCUCGGAGAUAUACCUCGUAAGUCAACCCCAGCCAUUAGACGUACCGGAUUUGGCAUUCACGGCAAAGGAUGGUUUGGAGGUAGCACCCCACGACGAUGAUCCCUUAGUGAUACAAGUCCAAAUUUUGAACUGUGAUGUGAAAAGAGUACUGAUAGAUUCGGGGAGUUCAGCGGACAUUAUGUACUGGGAAGCUUUCAAGGCCAUGCAAUUAGCAGAAGAGCAAUUGCAACCAUACUCCGGAACCCUGGUUGGGUUCUCUGGCGAACAAGUGGACCGCAAGCGGGAAAUUCGAAAGAAGACAAGCCGCAACUCCAGGCGGCAUAAACAUGAUAGAGAGCGCAGAUAUGGAUCCAAGGGAGGAAUUCCAAGAUCGAAGGGUAAGCCCUAUAGAAGACCUGGAGCAGGUUCAAAUUGGCGAUUACCCUCACCAGACAACUAG
Messenger RNA from Trifolium pratense (red clover), 744 nucleotides. RefSeq lists its product as uncharacterized. The record is from RefSeq and is a predicted model, not a curated record. The transcript has 2 exons. NCBI's taxonomy places the organism in Eukaryota, Viridiplantae, Streptophyta, Magnoliopsida, Fabales, Fabaceae. The coding region runs from base 1 to 744 and encodes 247 amino acids.